AUGUAUUUACCUAGCCGAUGGAUUGGCACAACUCUUUUGCCUCGCUUGCUGAUUUCAGGUAAAAGGAAAUCUCUUAUUCAGAGCAGAGAUACUUCGAGGAAAAUCAACAUGAGCUGUUUUGGCUGUUGUGAAGAAGAUGAUACCAGUAAACAUGCUGAUGGUGGAGGCCAGUAUAUGAUGAAAAAUUCAGUUGGAAAUGAAGGACAUUAUCAUAUGACAGAUGCAGCGCAGAAAGCUCAAGCUGUUAAUGUCCAGCCCGUUGCAGUUCCAUCAAUUCCCGGGGAUGAAUUGAAAGAAAUAACCGAUAACUUUGGCUCUGAUUCUUUAAUUGGGGAAGGCUCAUAUGGGCGAGUAUAUUAUGGAAUUCUUAAGAAUGGUCGGGCUGCUGCGAUAAAGAAGUUGGAUGCAAGCAAGCAACCAGAUGACGAAUUCUUAGCCCAGGUUUCUAUGGUGUCGAGGCUAAAACAUGAAAAUUUUGUUGAAUUACUUGGUUAUUGUGUUGAUGGAAAUCAGCGCAUUCUUGCAUAUGAAUUUGCAUCUAAUGGAUCUCUUCAUGAUAUACUUCAUGGAAGGAAAGGUGUUAAAGGGGCACAACCUGGUCCUGUUCUUUCAUGGGCGCAGCGUGUAAAGAUUGCAGUAGGUGCUGCUAAGGGACUUGAAUAUUUGCAUGAAAAAGCAGAUCCUCACAUCAUCCACCGUGAUGUUAAGUCCAGCAAUGUGUUAAUCUUUGAUGAUGAUGUUGCUAAAAUUGCAGACUUUGAUUUGUCAAAUCAAGCUCCUGAUAUGGCAGCACGUCUUCACUCAACUCGUGUUCUUGGGACAUUUGGUUACCAUGCUCCUGAAUAUGCUAUGACUGGGCAGCUGAACUCAAAGAGCGAUGUCUACAGCUUUGGUGUUGUCCUUCUAGAGCUUCUUACAGGACGUAAGCCUGUUGAUCAUACAUUACCUCGUGGGCAGCAAAGUCUAGUUACAUGGGCUACGCCAAAGCUGAGUGAAGACAAGGUCAAGCAAUGUGUUGAUGGAAGACUGGGAGGAGAAUACCCUCCUAAGUCGGUCGCUAAGAUGGCUGCUGUUGCUGCCUUGUGCGUCCAAUAUGAAGCUGAUUUCCGGCCAAACAUGAGCAUCGUAGUCAAAGCCCUCCAGCCACUUUUAAAUGCUCGGCCAGGACCUGCUGGUGAAGCUGGCCAGACAUGA
Fraxinus pennsylvanica is the source of this 1194-nucleotide messenger RNA. Lineage: Eukaryota; Viridiplantae; Streptophyta; Magnoliopsida; Lamiales; Oleaceae. The record is from the annotation of a GenBank genome assembly.